AUGCCUCUGACCAACAUUGUUCGUCCGGGCCGAGUGGACCCUUCGCCCGUCACCUCAACUUCCUCCCUUCGGCCCGGAGUCUCGGCCCAUUCUAGCCAGAGUGAAUUUGUGAAUUCUUUUUUUCCUCUCGACAAGAAAAAACAAAACAAAAAGCAAUUCACAUUUGCGCGGCAAUUUUAUGCCCGAAUGAGUAUGGACUACAGGGCAGCCGGAUCUUAUCGAUGA
This is a messenger RNA of Protopolystoma xenopodis, 225 nucleotides long. The record is from the annotation of a GenBank genome assembly. NCBI's taxonomy places the organism in Eukaryota, Metazoa, Platyhelminthes, Monogenea, Polystomatidea, Polystomatidae.